Pyrus x bretschneideri (Chinese white pear) is the source of this 3717-nucleotide messenger RNA. RefSeq names its product pentatricopeptide repeat-containing protein At1g05670, mitochondrial. The transcript is spliced from 8 exons. Lineage: Eukaryota; Viridiplantae; Streptophyta; Magnoliopsida; Rosales; Rosaceae. The coding region runs from base 248 to 3547 and encodes 1099 amino acids. Gene Ontology annotation, molecular function: glutathione transferase activity; protein binding. The record is from RefSeq and is a predicted model, not a curated record. Gene Ontology annotation, biological process: glutathione metabolic process.
CUAAAAUUAAAUACCUGCCGGAGGAGAGUGGAGGCCGAAUGAAACUCGAGAUAUUUACAGGCAACCGCCAUCCUUCUGAAAACAAGUUUCUGGGAAGUUGGAAGCUUUCGAGCUUUUCACAGUCGACCACUUCUAAGGUGAUGUGAUGAAGCAACCUCUUUGCUUUGGUUCUUCUAAAUGGAGGAAAGCCGCUGCAUUACUAGAAAAGGGUCCCAAAAAUUGUUCUUGAUGGGUUCCUUGAGUAGAUAUGAAGAGGCGCGCCAUCUUGUCAGUCUAUUGUUUUCAAAUCUCCUAUCAUCGUCCUUGCUUAAAUCUUGCUGUAAAUUCUUCACUAUUCAUCUUUAGAAGAUGUUUGAGUCAUGGAAUUUCCUUAGGAGCAACACAUACAAGGCCUUUUCCUGACUAUUCCCCUAAGAAACCGUCCAUCAAAGAUGCCGAACUUGUACAUCGCAUCUCCACCACAAUUAAGCUUCGCUGCUCUGAGCCCUUUUGGAGUAUUCUGAAGCCUUAUGAAUCUCAUUUCAGGUCUGACCAUCUUAUUUGGGUCCUCAUGAAUAUCAAGAAUGACUAUAAACUAGUGUUGGAUUUGUUUGACUGGGCAUGCUUACGAAGGGACCCAUCAUUAGAAGCCCACUGUGUCGUUGUACAAAUUGCUGCAGCAUCAAAGGAUCUUAAAACAGCGCAUGAGCUUAUUCAUAAUUUUUGGGCAAAACCCAAGUUAGAUGUUAGUGUUUCAUUCGCUCGCUUUUCUGAUCGGUUGAUAUACACUUACAAGGAUUGGGGUUCAGAUCCCCAUGUGUUCGAUGUUUACUUCCAGGUCCUUGUUGAAACUGGGAUGCUCAAUGAAGCAAGAAAGCUUUUUGAUAAAUUGUUGAGCUAUGGGUUGGUUAUCUCUGUUGAUUCCUGUAAUUUAUUUCUUACUCGGCUAUCAAGCACCUUUGAUGGGAUUGAGAUGGCAAUAAAGUUUUUCAAUGAAUAUCCUGUAGUGGGUUCUCACUGGAACACCAUAUCAUACAAUAUUAUCAUUCAUUGUCUUUGUCGAUUAGGGAAAAUAAAAGAAGCCCACCAUUUACUCCUGCAAAUGGAGUUGAGGGGUUGUAUACCUGAUGUUGUAAGUUAUAGUACUUUAAUCAGCAGAUAUUGUUAUGUUGGAGAACUACAGAAGGUGUUGAAGCUCAUCGAGGAAAUGAAAAUAAAAGGAUUGAUGCAAAAUUCCUAUACCUAUAACAGCAUAAUACUCCUUCUAUGUAAGACUGGUAAACUAUCUGAAGCAGAAAUGUUACUGAGGGAGAUGAUGGUUUUGGGAAUACUUCCUGAUAAUGUUGUCUACACUACUCUAAUUGAUGGAUUCUGUAAGUCGGGGAAUGUUCCUGCUGCAAGUAGGCUAUUUGACGAAAUGCGGGGUAGGAAAGUUGUCCCCGAUUAUAUAACAUAUACUGCCCUUAUUCAUGGAUUUUGUCAAAUAGGGAAGAUGACAGAAGCAGAUAAGCUCUUCAAUGAAAUGGUUAGCAGAGGAUUAGAACCAGAUGAAGUUACUUAUACAGCACUUAUUGAUGGUUAUUGCAAAGCAGGUGAGAUGAUAGAGGCGUUUUCUCUUCACAACCAGAUGGUUAACAUGGGGCUUACCCCAAAUGUUGUCACUUAUACGGCACUGGCUGAUGGCCUUUGUAAAAGAGGGGAGGUAGAUGUAGCAAAUGAACUUCUUCAUGAGGUGUGUAGGAAGGGCCUUCAGCUUAAUGUCUGCACUUACAACUCAAUUAUUAACGGCCUUUGUAAGUUGGGAAACAUAGCAGAGGCAGAAAAAUUGGUGGAACAAAUGGAGGCUGCAGGGCCCUGUCCUGAUACUAUUACUUAUACCACUUUGAUGGAUGCAUAUUGUAAGAUGAGAGACAUGACCAAGGCUCAGAAGGUCCUGCGUGAGAUGCUCGAUAGAGGGCUUCAACCUACAGUUGUCACAUUCAAUGUGCUGAUGAAUGGAUUUUGUUCGUCAGGAAUGGUGGAAGAUGCUGAGAGGCUACUCAAGUGGAUGUUGGAGAAGGGUAUAGUGCCUAAUGCCGCAACCUACAAUUCUCUCAUGAAGCAGUACUGCAUUAGAAAUAAUAUGCGUACUACGACGGAAAUUUAUAGGAGCAUGUGUGCUGGCGGGGUGAUUCCUGAUAGCAACACCUAUAACAUUUUGAUAAAAGGGCAUUGUAAGGCACGGAAUAUGAAAGAGGCAUGGUUUUUGCAUAAAGAAAUGGCAGGGAAGGGAUUUAUUCCCACGUCAAGUUGUUACAGUGCACUUAUUAAGGGUUUUUUCAAGAGAAAGAAAUUUGCAGAGGCAAGGGAACUAUUCAAAGAAAUGAGGAGACAUGGUGUGGUUGCAGAUAGAGAAACAUACAACAUUUUUGUCGAUAUGAACUAUGAAGAAGGGAACAUGGACAUUACUCUUGAUCUUUGUGAUGAAAUUAUAGAGAAUUGUCUUGUUGGCAAGCCCAAGAAUGAAGACACGUAUAAGUUCUUAUUGGUAUCAUUUCUAGACCUUUUCCCAUUGCUUGAUGAAUCUAUACUGCGCAGAAUGUUCUGUAAACACGAACCUACUGCACUCUUGGUAAAGUUGGAGGAUGUAAAAGCAGAGAACAUGCAGAAGUGCCUGCAUCCCAGAAAAUCAGCAAAGAAAAAAGUUAAGCUGAUACGGCUUCACCAGGGGCAAAUUGCAAAUACAACCGCUUCAAGGGCCAACUUAAGACCAAGGAGACCGACUGAGAAUGAAGGACUCGGAAGGAACUCGGAAGAAUUGCAAACUUCGGGCUGCCCCCGAAAUGCUUUCUGGGAACAGCUUUUCGAGUUUGCGAGUAAAUCUGAAUCAAUCAUGGCGAAGAGCAACGUGAAGAUUUUGGGAGCUUGGCCGAGCCCAUACGUGAUGAGGGCUCGGAUCGCGCUCAAUAUCAAGUCGGUGGAGUAUGAGUUUCUGGAGGAGACAUUCGGAUCCAAAAGCCAGCUUCUGCUCCAGUCCAAUCCCGUCCACAAGAAAAUCCCAGUUCUGAUUCACGGCGACAAGCCCGUUUGUGAAUCUCUCAUCAUUGUUGAGUACAUCGAUGAGGUUUGGUCCUCUGGCCCAUCUAUCCUCCCUUCUGACCCGUUCGAUCGCGCUACUGCAAGAUUCUGGGCUGCCUAUAUCGAUGAGAAGUGGUUUCCGGCGAUGAAGGGCAUUGGUGCUGCUCAAGGAGAUGAUGCAAGGAAGGCAGCAGUCGAGAAAGUUGCCGAGGGGCUAGCUCAGUUGGAGGAAGCCUUUCAAAAAACCAGCAAAGGCAAGGACUUCUUUAGUGGAGACAAAAUUGGGUACCUAGACAUUGCGUUCGGGUGCUUCUUGGGGUGGCUCAGAGUCACAGAGAAAAUGAAUGGGGUCAAACUUCUGGACGACGCAAAGAUCCCAGGGCUGGUCAAAUGGGCUGAGAAGUUCAGUGCAGAUCCUGCCGUGAAGGAUGUUAUGCCGGAGACUGACAAGCUGGCUGAGUUUGCUAAGAUUCUUGCAGCCAAAGCGAGAGGUGCAUGGGCUCCCAAGUGAUGAAUUAGUGAAUCUAAUUAACGGAUCUUGUUUAUUUAAACGAGUGAUUAAGUCGGAUGUGUUAGACUGCUGUAGUUUGGUAAACUCGUGGACUUUGGCCUGUUUUAUUUUGCGUCGUGGUUUUUAUGUUAAUUUGACAGUGAAAUAAAAUCAUUUACGUGCUUCUAUUA